Oenanthe melanoleuca is the source of this 1191-nucleotide messenger RNA. RefSeq names its product tetraspanin 8 (gene TSPAN8). Gene Ontology annotation, cellular component: membrane. Lineage: Eukaryota; Metazoa; Chordata; Aves; Passeriformes; Muscicapidae. The record is from RefSeq and is a predicted model, not a curated record. The coding region runs from base 245 to 949 and encodes 234 amino acids. The transcript has 8 exons.
AAGAGCCUGGAGACUUGGUGAUAACAACUGGUAGUGCUUCUCCAAUGCUUGGUUAAUAUUUACCUGUGGUAAAGCAACUAUUUAAGCAUUGUGGAUGACUUGGUCAUAACUUUUGCUUACAGGAGCAGAGCACAGUGACGUGCUUUGAGAGGUUUUUUGAAGACACAAGAACAACUUUUAUAUCAAGUCAAACUCUUAGGAAAGCUUCUAUUGCAGCACUCGUUUUUGUCUCAGCUUGUUGAAAAUGGCGGGCGUAAGCAAAUGCAUGAAGUACUCCAUGUUCAUCUUCAACUUUUUCUUUUGGGUGUGUGGUUGCAUUAUUUUGGGAUUCUCUAUAUGGAUACGUGUUACCGGUAGUCAGCAGGGGAUGGACAGCAGCAUGUUUGCAGGAGUUAAUCUACUAAUAGCCGUGGGUGCCAUCAUUAUGAUCCUCGGGUUCCUGGGAUGUUGCGGUGCUGCAAAGGAGAGUCGCUGCAUGCUGAUGUUGUUUUUUGUUGCGUUGCUUCUGAUCCUGAUUCUUCAGAUCAUAGGAGGUGUUUUAGGAGCAGUGAACAAAUCUAAGGUGGAAUCAGCCUUUGAACUUGCUCUAAGCAGCAUGGUGGAGUCACUGCAAAGUACUACAGGAGAACAUAAAGAGUAUCAGGAGGAGUUCCAGAAGUUCGAGAGAAAGUACAAAUGUUGUGGAUUGACAAAUGGACCUCAAGACUGGGGAGAAAAUUUUAAACCUUCUUCUAACAUCUGCCAGUGUGAACCAGAGGAGCAAUUAUCCGACCUCUGCAAAAAAUAUCAAAGCAAAUACAUCUAUAAAAAGCCUUGUGGAGAAGUGAUUAUGCAACAAAUUAAAGACAAUCUGGUCAUAAUUAUGGGGAUCGCCUUUGGACUCGCUGUUAUUGAGAUUCUUGGUUUGGUGUUUUCUAUGAGCCUCUACUGCCAGAUUGGGAGAAAAUGAAGCUGUGAAAAUGUCAGAAUGAUGUCACCACCCAAAUCAAGACCUUUCUAGAAAGAAGGCUAGAGAUUUGGCUGAGCACAUCCAGAUAAAUAUAUGCAUGUCCCAGGCAGCUGCUCUGAUGAAAACGGCAGCCCUUGUGCCCGUGGAUGCCUGACAACUUGCAAAAUGACCUCUUUAUAUUUCAUAAGACUUAAUGAUGUGAAUAUGAUUUUUUAUUUGCAAUAAACAUCUUUGUUUAUGUU